Molecule: messenger RNA, 3527 nt
Organism: Corvus hawaiiensis (hawaiian crow)
Lineage: Eukaryota; Metazoa; Chordata; Aves; Passeriformes; Corvidae
Gene: TNFRSF1B
Product: TNF receptor superfamily member 1B
Exons: 10
Coding region: 1-1605 (534 amino acids)
Biological process (GO): regulation of T cell proliferation; positive regulation of membrane protein ectodomain proteolysis; positive regulation of oligodendrocyte differentiation
Cellular component (GO): membrane
Molecular function (GO): tumor necrosis factor binding; tumor necrosis factor receptor activity
Source: RefSeq, a predicted model, not a curated record
AUGAAUGGGGCUGAAGAGACCCGCCACAGAAGCCGAGAGCCGCGUGUAAGCAGCUCCGAUGUCCGGGCCGCGGGGACCGCAUCCGCCGCCGCUCGGCCGUGCCCGGGGCGGUGCCCCCGGGGGCCGGACCCGUCCCGGGGCCGCGGGACCGCCCCCGCCCCGCCCCUGCACUCGGCGGCGAUGGGGCUGCGCUGGGCGCUGCUCCCGGCGCUGCUCCCGGCGCUGCUCCCGGCGCUGAGCCGCGCCGCGGCCGGGCGGGAAUACUCAUUACCUUAUACGCCACAGUUUGCACAAUGCAAUGAUCCCAGCACCGAAUUCUAUGAUGAAGAACUUAAUAAAUGCUGCAGCCAGUGCCCUCCAGGUCAGUAUAGGACAGGGAGCUGCAGUCACACCGUGGACACAAAGUGCAGCCCCUGCAGACCUAAAACGUACACAGCGAUCUGGAAUCACUCUCCACAGUGCUUUGCUUGCUCACCACCCUGCAAGAAAGGGCUUGUACAGAAUCAAACAUGCACUAGGUCCCAGGACAGAGUCUGUAGCUGCCCACCCCAUAAGUACUGUGUUUCCAAACUAGACGAGUACUGCGAAGUGUGUAGAGCACAUAAGAAGUGCGGCAAAGGUUACCGGGUUUCCAGAAAAGGGACAGACAGCACAGACACGGAAUGUAAACCUUGUCCUCCUGGCACGUUUUCCCCUGAGGAAUCCUACAACACCAGCUGUACACCCCAUUCCAUUUGUAAAUCAGUGGUUGUUCCUGGGAACAGCAGGAAUGACACUGUUUGCAGUGACUCAGGAACAGCCACAGUUCUGCCUCACACCAUUUUGAACCUACUCCUGACCCAAAGCUCAGCUUCCCACAAACCUGAAAUAAUAACUCAACCUGUCACGUUAAACUCUGUACCUGACCUGUCCCACAUCACCGGAGCAGUAGCAGGGCCACUGUUAUUGGUCCUGAUAAUUGCUAUUUUGGGGUAUUGCUUAGUCUCAAACAAAAAAGCCCCUGUGUACUCUGCACCAGCUACAGAAGCAGAUUUGCCUUUUCCCCCUCCAGAAAAACAGUGUGACAAAAAAGUGAGAGAUACAGAAUUGCAGAACUCUAGGAGUUCUGAACAGGAGCAACAGCAUCUCUUGGAAACUUCUGGAUCCAGCAGUAGUGUCCUGAAUAAUCCAACUGGAUCUGCAAGCAUCAGUGUAAUAAAUAAAAAGAAUGAUGAAAGAAAAAACCCAGAAGGAUUUCAGCAGCAACAUUCACCUCCAGAAGGUUCUAAACUCCACAGUGGAGACAGACACAGCUCUGUGAGUUCAGAACAUUCUGGUAACGGAGGAACGCAGGUGAAUGUGACGUGUAUUGUUAAGUUUUGCAGCCCUGACUGCAGCUCCCAGUGCCCCGAGCAGACUAGUUCAACUAGAAGGGAUUAUGGAAGCACUCCCUGUUAUUCCCCAACAGGGGAAGAAACUCCCCUUUCAAAAGAAGAAAAUGCCUUGAAAAAAGAAACUGAAAUUCACAUCGCAGUGGAAAAUGAGGACAAUUUACUUCAAGACUUACUUCCACAAGAAAUGAAGGUUCCUCUGGGUAUUCAAGAUGCUGGGAUGAAAACUAGUUAAAGGAAAUUACAGAUCAUAUGCUGAUUAACUGAUAAAAUUAAUCAAACAAUCUCUGGUGUUAUAAAACAAACCUCAUGGUAAAUGUAGCUUUCUUACAGAGAUUUGAAAUUUCAGAUGAAUAUAGACACUGAUGCUUUUGAGGUUUCCAGUCUCUUCUGUCACUUUGCAGUUUAAAAGACAAAGCAUUCAAAUUUUUUAAAAUUUAAUGGCCAGCUCCUCCCUUUCUUCAGUGAUACUCUAGAAGGACCUUUAUGAGACUUGAAAAGGAACAUUUUUCGAACUUUAUGCCAUUAAGUUUUCUCCUCAGUCUUCUUGUGGUGAUAAUUUGGGUUCAGGUCUGCCACAUUUCAAGAACAUGGCUGUGACCAGCACUUCUAAGGGACUGGAGUUAAUUUAUCAUUCUUUCAGUGCUCAGGAAUCAUCCGUUUGAUUUGAAUUUUAAAGCUUUUGCAUUCAGUUUCCUAUCCCCUAUCUUAGUUAUCUUUGGAAAUAUCCUCCUGGAUAUUUCUUUCGUUAUUACAGUUUGUUUUUUCUCAUUAUCAGACCAAAUUUCUCAAGUACAUACAGGGUAUCAGGAAGUGAAAUCUUUUACACAAGCGUUUUUUACAACUAAAAUUACAACUGUUGUGUCUAAACAACAGCUUUUCAUUCUCUGUAUGUAGUUCAUUUUGUUUUAGAAGGGAAAACCUAGAUAGAACUGUUGUUAUCUUGGAGUAGGAAGUAAGUUCCUUUUGUUGACAACUCUAGAGUUUGUCACCUUUGUGUCCUGGCUGAUGUAACAUGUUUCCCCAAUUGAUCCUGACCUCAUUUUUGAGGUAAACCAUAAAUCCAAAGUAUUUUCCCUGUGUUCAGUGACUAUUAGAGCAGAUCCCUGUGAUUAUCUUUGUCAGAUAGCUCACUGCCCUCAGGUGGCAGAGCAUCAUCCGUAAUAAACGGAAUUUACUGAAACCGCAGAACCUGAAAAUCCUGUUCUCCUUCACUGCUUGAUGACGCUGGAGCUCCAACCACCUCUUACAGAAAAUUAGUGGAGGUUCUCCUUGAAUUAAGUGGUUUGGAAGCCAAUAUUUAGAAACCCACUUCCCAUAAUUAUAUUUUACAUCUGUGAUUUAACUGUCAAUUGUGGUGGCUGUGUUCAACCAGAAUCUGCAAUCCAGAGUCUGAAUCCCAUGGGAGUGAAGUCAUACCAUGACACGUAACUCUUGUUUUAUGCCAUAAAAACACUGUUGGACUAUGUGAUCGCUGUACUUCCCACUGAACUGUCCUAAUCUAUUUCAAGAUAGACACAGUGGUUGUUUCUGAGGCCUGAGACGUAAAAAGAUCUUUUGGAGUAACAUUUAUUCUAUUGCUACAAAAGAGUAUUCAGAUUUUGAAAAUACAGAUUUUAAACUUCCACAAAAGUUAUGAGGUUGCUGAUAUUAUUUCUGGAACUGGGAACUGACAAACAGGUCUGUAGUUCUACUAUGAAGAAACUUUUUACAAAUGUAUACUAAACUUACACUUGAAGGUAGUUUCAGGAGACUUUGAAAAUGGGCACAUUGAAACUACUACAGAGCUGAAGGAUUUAGGCAAGAACAUAAUUUUUCACAGCACUUUGAACCUCUUGUGCCGUAAUAUUUCUGUCAUUUUUUCUCCGUCAGCUCCCAUUAUUGGCGCCAUAUUGAAGCAGCAAAGGAAGAUUUUUGAAGAAGUUUAAAAACGUUAAAAAAGAGGAUCCUGUUAAAAUAGUUAAUUUACUGAGUUUUCAAAUUAAGGAGCUGUCACAGAGAGAAAAGCCAUGUUUCAUGUUGGAAGUAGGAAAAAUGAGCCUGCAUUUGCUUAUACAAAGUAUGAAAAAACCAAACCAAAACGAGAAACAUAUCUUUUUAUAGAUAUAUGUAUCGUCAAGUUUCCUGACCUCUUUAUUAAACAAAAUUCGGAUUUCA